Nerophis lumbriciformis (worm pipefish) is the source of this 3176-nucleotide messenger RNA. RefSeq lists its product as uncharacterized. NCBI's taxonomy places the organism in Eukaryota, Metazoa, Chordata, Actinopteri, Syngnathiformes, Syngnathidae. The record is from RefSeq and is a predicted model, not a curated record. Gene Ontology annotation, molecular function: protein binding.
UCCGGUUCUUUGAGUGACGUCAUCACGCACCUGUUGCUCAUUAGCGCUGUGACGGCUCCAGCAAGGCCUUCUUUUAACGAAACAACAAAACAAAAGCGAUUUGUUUUGCUUGAAUUACGAAGAAAAUGAUUCCAUUGGAGAUAUUCCCAAUCAUUGUCACAAUACUACUUCCUCUAGUUGACGGAAGUGUUGGUGAAGUUGCAUUUUCGAUUUGCUGGAUGGACAUGAACCACUUUUUGGAACGCAAUGAUGGCAGCAUUUGGCUCAACGACACCGACUUAAGUCCCAUUGCAACAGUGGGCAAGAUGACGUCACUGCCUUUGCCCGCAGCCGUGGAAAACAAGCUGGCUCUGGAGUAUGGAGAGACAAUUCACACGUGGACUUUGACCAUUUCCCCAGAUGCCAUGCAAACCAAAGUCAAUGGGCGACAGAAACCGCAGAAACAUCCAACAUUUACCACACAGAGUAUGCUGGAUUUGUUGGACCCUUACGAGGACUUUCCUUGUAAAAAUGGAACACUCUUCUUCUAUCAGGAGGACAACUUCUUCCUGGCUCUGGGUCACUCUGCGAGUUACCCAAUUGAAGUGCAGUCCAGGUCUUCCUCUACAUUGUUGUUCUCGUGGAAGGAGAACCAGGCAGUCCCAGUUUCUGGCAGCAGCAACACUGGGACUCUGUACCGCUUGGACCCGAGCUUUGAAGACCCGCUGAGCAAGGAGAUGAGCGCGGAUGGCCAGUUUCACUUCACCAACCUGUCCUCCUGCACCCUCUAUGUGAUGUGUGUGGACAUUGCAGACGCUGACCUCGUCCCGUGCCUCUCUUGCCUGACUGAUCCAGUCGUUCCAAUCCACUUUGAGGUUAGUCGGUGGAACAGCAGCAGCAUAUCUUUGACCUGGGACUUCCCGGAGAGAUCCAGGUUCUCCUCCUUCCUGCUGACAUCAUUCCAUCUGGAGGGCUCGCAGCGUAUGGUUGAGGACGUGCAGGCCACCAGCAACUUUACGCUGACUUUGUCUGAGUUGCAGCCCUGCGCCCAGCUCACGUUUGGCCUGCAAAGCGUCUGCCAGGCAGGGAGUGAGAGGCGCUACAGUGAAAUGAUCUUCAACCAUGGAAACGCUGCUCACUCCGGCAUUGAGGCCUUGCGUCUGAUCUCGCGAGGCCCCGACAACUACACGCUGGGCUGGGAGGUGAGGAGCACCCGCUCCAACCCCAUGUUCAAGAUCUUCCAUGAGGACACCCUGCAGAGCAUCACCCACGCUAACAACUACACGGUGAAGGGGCUGCUGCCCUGCCGCCGCUACCGUGCAAGAGUGGAAGCAGCUUGUGGGGAGACUAUGACGCUGCAGGUGCACACAGCCCCCCGCGGCGUGCUGGCGCUCAGGUACCGCACAAACGACUCCACGGCCUCAUGGAUCCCUGGCACGCACGCCUCGGCCUUGGUCUUUUCCUACGCCCUGUCCCUGGAGAACGGCAGCAGCCUUCAUGCGGGCAACCUGAGCGAGACGUGGCUUCGUCUGCCGGGGCUGCAAGAUAGCCAGACCUACAUCCUGGAGGUGUGGGAGCAGUGUGAGGCACACUGGAGGUCUGAGCGCACCACCUUGUGUUUCAAAGUGGACCGGUCCAUCUACGGCUUCCUCGUGAGCGGUGUUGGACAUCACGGCCAUCUGGACAAAGAAGUUCAUGCAAUAAGGUUUGUGGUGCCGGGUUCCCUGCCUGAGGAUGUGGACCACCAGAUCUCCGAGGCAACCGCAGCAAUGCUGGACAGCGUCCAAAAUAUGCUGCAGUUGUUGCUGAGUGAUUUCCAUCCAGCGGUGCGUGUUGAGCUAGCUUCAGUAGAACCUGCAGCUGAGCCCAACAACACCGAGGUUCUUCUCAUGCUUUUUGAGGCGGACCAACAAGAAGACUUCAUGCCGCUGCCGGUGCAACUUCACAUGGACUUCAUAGAAUCUCUCCACAACACUGAUGUCUCCGUUAAAGAUGGCGUCCUUCACUGGAACAGUGCAGAUGUGUGUGCGUCACACAGACACACGUGUCCCCAGAACUCACAAUGCAUCAACACGCUGGCUUCAUACGUGUGUGCGUGCAAGACAGGAUACUACGAUGUCAGCGCUGUGCUUUACAACACGCCUUCACACACCCACCCCGUCUGCAACGAGAAAGGACUUUUCAGUCAGUGCAAGGACUCGGUGAUGAGCGGCGGCCUGGCAAAGUCCUACUUGACGUCUUACAUCGGAGGCAAUGUGGACGUGAGGCUGAACGAUGGAAGGUGUCCGGUGGAGGAAAGUGGAUCCAUGUUCCACUUCCACACACCCAGGACUGUCUCAGAGUGUGGGACACGCAGGCGGGUGAACAAAAGUCACAUUGAGUUCCAGAACACCCUGACGGUGACGCUGAGCAAGGAAGAAGCCAUCAGUCGCAGGGACCUGAAAGUCAUGUGGAAGUGCGUCUACCCCUUGCACUACGUCCGGCAGGCCCAUGUGGGCAUUGACCUGAAGUGGCUCUCCGCCUUCUCUCUGGUGGAGUUCAACGCUUCCCUGCAGCUUGGCUUGACCAUGAGCCUCUUCAGCGACGUGUCUUACAGCAGCAGCUUUCAAGACUCUGUCGGCAUGGAGCCGGAGGACACGCUGUUCUUCCAGGUGGCGCUGGACACCAACAACUCCUUUGCCUCCGACGUCCUGGUGCACGUGGAGUCCUGCUGGGCCACGGAGAGCCCCGACCCACUGGAGGACCUUCAAGGCAUCUUCCUCCAGGACGGUUGUGCCAUGGACAAGACUUUCCGCUGGCUCUCUGCUAACGGCCAGGCUCAGAAAAGCAGGUUCAGCUUGCAGAUGUUCCACAUGCCCAAGGAACUGCCUCUCUUUUUUCACUGCUUGGCCACCGUAUGCGGACAUCAGGAGCAGUGUACCAAGAACUGCACCGGCCACCAGCGCACCCAGAGAGCCGUCAAGCAGAUCGCGGACCGGCGGUGGAAACAAGCCGCGGUGGUGUCCGCCGGACCCCUGGUGGUCAGCCGGGGGAGGUCAGGAGUGCGAGCACCUUCCUGGAUGCAGCACAUGACCAUGAUCUUCAUUGUCGUGGGAUCAGUCAGCAUUUUGGGAGUAACUUUAUUGUCAAUGAGUGCAACCAAAGCCAUCAUGUCCUUCUAUGAACGACGUAAAUAAAGCCUUUUAUUUCUACUUUUC